AUGAGCGGCUUCAAGGGCCUCGUCAAGGAGGGCUGGCACCCCAAGGGCAACGACGGCGGCCGCGAGAGCUGGAGAGGCGACUUCAAGGGCAUCAACCAGGUCGCGGGAUGGAUGGGGAAAGGUAAAAGCACUGGAGGCGGUACGGCCCCUGCCCCCCGCGCGAGUCAACCGAUAUCAAGCCUUAAGGACCCAGCAACAUUUGGACCGCCGCCGCAAAGGGGGAAGCCUCAGCAGCAGCAACAACAACAGAGCGGUACACAUAGUGUCGGUGCCGGUGCCAAACCUGCUCCGCCGCCCGUACCUAGAAGGUCAACCGAGACGUUGGGACACGGACAGGGUCAGGGACAAAGUAGGCCGUCUCUACCGCCGAGAUUGCCUCCUCGUCGUUCGGAGUUGGAUCACGCAGGUGCUGGUGCUGGUGCUGGUACCACGUACGACUCGCCUCCGCCUGCAUACGAACUGGCUGCUACUCCUGCUGGGGCUGCUGGUAUCUCUACCGCUGCAUCCGCUGCAGCCAACAGACUAGGUGCCGCGGGUGUGUCCGUGCCCGCAUUCGGCAUCAACAAGUCUACGAACCAGUCUCAAACACAGCACCACGGCUCGUCGGUUUCUGUUCCACCCCAGGUAACCCAGGCAGCAGCCUCGGUGGCCCAGAGCGAACUCCAACAGCGAUUCAGCCAGAUGAACCGCUCCGUUCCACCGCCUCCGCCUGCUUCGGCUCCACCUUCCACCCAGCAACAGCAACAGCAACAAGCUCCUCCUCCUCCUCCACAACGUGCCUCAACAGAGCGGACAACAUCAAACACAUCCCUCAACUCCUUCCGCGAACGCCACAACGACCAUAUCCAAGCAGGCAUGAACAAACUUAGCGGUUUCGAUCAGAAAUACGGCAUUUCUAAAAAGAUAAACAACUUCAUCGAGGACCAGAAGUCUCCUGCUUACCCUCAACAACAGCCGGGGCAACAACCCCAGCAGCAAGGGCAGGGCCAAUACCAGCAUGCCGCGGCUACUCCUCCGCCUCCACCUCCACCUGCACAUCCAAAUCACCCGUACACACAUACACAUUCAAACACCGGUUCAGCCACCGAUUUAAACAAGAGAAAGCCUCCACCUCCUCCGCCACCGAUGAAGCCGGGCUCGUUGACAUCGAAUGCAGUCGGCCAGUCUCACUCUCAUUCACCCUCCCCGCCCCCGUUGCCCCUGAAUACCAAGCCGCGGUAG
Molecule: messenger RNA, 1221 nt
Organism: Nannizzia gypsea CBS 118893
Lineage: Eukaryota; Fungi; Ascomycota; Eurotiomycetes; Onygenales; Arthrodermataceae
Exons: 2
Coding region: 1-1221 (406 amino acids)
Biological process (GO): actin filament polymerization
Cellular component (GO): cytoplasm; actin filament
Molecular function (GO): microtubule binding; actin binding
Source: RefSeq, a predicted model, not a curated record